This is a messenger RNA of Mercurialis annua (annual mercury), 630 nucleotides long. Its product is annotated as protein NDR1-like. Bases 1 to 582 code for a protein of 193 amino acids. The transcript has a single exon. NCBI's taxonomy places the organism in Eukaryota, Viridiplantae, Streptophyta, Magnoliopsida, Malpighiales, Euphorbiaceae. The record is from RefSeq and is a predicted model, not a curated record. Gene Ontology annotation, biological process: defense response to other organism.
AUGUGUGUAGCUAAAACCUUCAUUAUAUGGCUUCUUCAAUUUAUAUUCCUACUGGGUCUUUUUGCACUUUUCUUAUGGCUAGCUAUACGUCCCAAACAUCCUACCUUCACCAUAGACGAAUUUUCUGUUCCAAAUAACCAGAAUUCCUCUACUGAUGCAGAUCAAGAUUUCACUCUUACUUAUACCCUUGAAAUAAGCAAUUCAAAUAAAGACUCUGUUAUCUACUACGAUGACAUUUUCUUGAUAUUCAAUUUCGGGCAGGAUACACUAAAAAGAACCAAAAUUCCUUCUUUCAAACAGGACAAGGAUAAAACGAGAAGCAUUCAAGUGAUGGAACGUGUUGAUUCAAGUCAGAAGGUACAGAAAACUCUGGUCAAAGAAAUUUGGAGUGGGCAGGCAGAAUUAAAGGUUGACUUAUCAACUAAGAUUCGAUAUAAAACUUGGGGUUUUAAGAGUAAACAUCAUGGAAUGGAGUUGCAUGCUAGUAUUCAUAUUGACAAGGUUGGGAAGAUUUCAGGUAAGAAGAAAAAGGUCAAAUUUUCUAAGAAGAAAAUGGUAUCAAGAGCUGCUAGAUUUCAUUGAACAAAGUGCAUAUAUAAUGUUCUAUUAAAGUUAUCUAAUUUUAAAUGC